ACGACAACGGACAUUCCUACCAACGACUGGGUUUGUGAGAAGGAAUGAAAGUCAGUCUAUGGGUGACCGUGGCGAUUGGAGCCUUUGUUGGGCUUGUCGCUGCUGAGGGAUCAGCUUCGGAUUAUUAUGUACGGUCGUUACCCGGUUUGCCGGAGGGCAGCGAUGUGAAAAUGCAUGCAGGUAACAUUAUCGUCGACGAAGCCCACAACGGUGCCCUCUUCUUCUGGCAUUUCGCGAAUAAGCAUAUCGCCGACAAACAACGCACAGUCAUCUGGCUCAAUGGUGGGCCGGGGUGCUCCUCCAUGGACGGCGCACUCAUGGAAGUUGGUCCGUUUAGGUUGAAGGAUGAGAACACGUUGGUGGAGAAUGAGGGUAGUUGGCAUGAGUAUGCGAAUUUGUUGUUCGUGGAUCAGCCUGUUGGGGUUGGAUUUAGUUAUGUUGAUACGGACAGUUUCUUGCAUGAGUUGCCUGAGAUGUCGGCGCAGUUUCUUACGUUCAUGGAUAAGUUCUUUGCUAUGUUUCCGGAGUACGAGGAUGAUGAUAUUUAUAUUGCUGGUGAAUCGUAUGCCGGGCAAUACAUCCCUUACAUCGCCAAAGCAGUGCAGGACAGGAACACGAACAACAAAGACGCGAAGCACUACAACAUCGCGGGCCUCCUCAUCGGCAAUGGCUGGAUGGACCCAGCGACGCAAUACGACGCUUAUCUCCCCUUCGCAUACCAGAACGGCAUCCUGGAUCAGCUUUCAGACGAUGCCAAAGAUGUGGAGAACCAGUUGGCGGCCUGUAAGGCGGACCUUGCGAAGGAGAUGCACAUCGGAAACACGAAGUGUGAGGCAGUUCUUGAUGCAGUACUGAAAGCCAACCGAAGAAUGCUGGAUAAGACGGAUUGUUUGAACAUGUACGACGUCCGACUCCGUGAUUCCUGGCCCGCCUGCGGGAUGAAUUGGCCGCAGUCGUUAGUGUAUACGCAGCCAUACCUCAGGAAACCUGAGGUGAUCAAGGCGUUGAACAUCAAUGCGGAUAAGAGAACUGGGUGGGUUGAGUGUACGGGUGCUGUCACUUCGACAUUCAAGGCGCAAAACUCUAGGCCGUCUAGGGAGUUCUUGCCGGAGUUGCUGAAGGAUAUGCCGGUUCUUCUCUUCGCUGGAGAUCAGGAUUUGAUCUGCAAUUAUGUUGGGAUUGAGUCGAUGAUCAACUCGAUGGAGUGGAAUGGGUUUACCGGGUUUGCUGGAGAGGACGGAAAUUGGGCUACGAGGGAGCCAUGGGAGUUUGCGGGUGAAUCUGCUGGGUUGUACCAGUCAGCACGAAACCUGACGUAUGUUCGCUUUUACAACUCGAGUCAUAUGGUGCCGUAUGAUUACCCGGAGAGGACGAGGGACAUGCUCGACAGGUUCAUGAAGAUCGACAUCUCUACUAUCGGAGGUAAGGCGAGUGACAGCAAGAUUGGCGGAGAAACUGGACCGGCUAAGUCUGUAGAAGCGAUCAGCCAGGAUGAAGCAACCAAAGUGGCCGAUGAGGCAGAGAGGCUGAAGCAGGCGACUUGGAAGGCUUAUUACAGAGCCGGAUUCGUCGCACUUUUGGCUGUCUCCGUCGGUGCGAUUGGGCUUGGAAUCUUUGUUUGGAAACAGAGGAUGAAGGAGGCGCAGAGAGGACAUAUGAGGAGACCUAGCAGGAGUCAUAUUUUGGAAGAAGGAUAUGAUGAGAAUGAGUUGGAUGAGCUUGUUGUGCAGACUCCUGUUUUCGACACGCGGGAAGAAGGGAUGAGGGGAAGCUUGGAGGACCAAAGCGAAGAGAGACGGAAUGAUGAUGGAGAGAAUCACGAUCCAUUCGGUGAUUCUGAUGACGAGGAGGACGAUGAUCGGAAGAGAUUGGUGAAGGACUCGAGUACGGAGCGAAAGUAG
Molecule: messenger RNA, 1901 nt
Organism: Saitoella complicata NRRL Y-17804
Lineage: Eukaryota; Fungi; Ascomycota; Saitoellomycetes; Saitoellales; Saitoellaceae
Product: carboxypeptidase KEX1
Exons: 5
Coding region: 45-1901 (618 amino acids)
Biological process (GO): apoptotic process; proteolysis
Cellular component (GO): trans-Golgi network
Molecular function (GO): serine-type carboxypeptidase activity
Source: RefSeq, a predicted model, not a curated record